This is a messenger RNA of Hemicordylus capensis (graceful crag lizard), 5594 nucleotides long. It is a transcript of the gene CCDC17, whose product is annotated as coiled-coil domain containing 17. Lineage: Eukaryota; Metazoa; Chordata; Lepidosauria; Squamata; Cordylidae. The record is from RefSeq and is a predicted model, not a curated record. The transcript has 31 exons. Bases 504 to 4913 code for a protein of 1469 amino acids.
CCAUUGUCUUCCCGUCCCCAUCGCUGUCCCCCAGGCAGCUGCUCUCGGGAGAGCUGCCACACAUCGGAUUAGCGAUGGGUACGUUUAGGAGAAUUAAAUCUAUAGAUAAUUAACUUAGUGUGAUAUAGCAGUCAAAGCAGUAUUACUGCAAGGGCCCGUCCAACUUCAAAUUAUAUCAAAGGGGAACAGAGCCGAGGUACUUCUGUGCACACAGGUCACCCUUCCUUCAAAUAACAGCCAUUGGCUUCCCUUACUGGGCCUUAGGUACUGCCUAUCCCAACUGAGGUGACUACAAACAUAAACAGUAGCCACAGCCAUGGUGACAAUCCCAGCUAUGCUAGGCUCCUUUGCUGUAUUGUAUUGACAGGCUGGCACCACCCCACAGCUACCAGCAUAGCAACUGGAAACUCCAAAUGCCAGUUUAGUUCUUUCCAUUGAGGACACACAAGUAGCCAGCACGCUCCAGGUAAACCGUACCCUUUCUGGAACACCAGCUGCUCCUCAUGAUGACAGAUAUGGGGUUUUUCUCCUGUCCCAACUGUGAGAUGGGAUUUCGCUCCAGGCGGCUGCUAGAGAAGCACAUGGGGAAAUUCUGCAUUGGGGGAGAAACAGCAGCUGCAACCGAUGCCAGAGACCGGAACAGGCAAGCCCUACAUAAGGGGAAAGAACCUAAGAAGACAGAGACACCAGACAGCAUGUAUCAUCAUCUGCAAGAGCCAAAAGCAAAGAAGCACCACUUAAGACACUGGGAAGAUCAGGCAUGGGAGCAACAAGCACACCACUCCAGAAGUUUGGAUUAUACAGGAAGCAUUUCAGACAGCCAGGCCUUGAAGAAGCUGACAGAGGAGUUCCACAAACUGAGGAUGUCCCUAGAGGGCACACUUCCAACAUUCAGGUCCUUCCAGACAGAGAAUGACAACAGCCAUCAAGUACUCCACCAGCAGGAAUACUGGCAGCGCCAGCAACAGCUAGCAGAAGCGCAUGAGCGCCAGUUGGCUGAUAUACAAGCCAGGAACCAAUAUCUGGAACAGCAGAAGGAGGAGAUCCGCAGGUGUCUUUCGGAGUUGAAACGAGGGGAUUCAGCUACCUCUCACAUUGAACAGCUAUUGGUAGAGCUGAACACUCAGGAGGGGAAGAACCAACUUGCUCUGGAUGCUUUGCGGAAACAGGUGGGACUUCUGCAGGCAGCAGCAGAAAGCAGAAGCAAACCAGAACCUCCCACCAAUAUGAGGGCAGACAGUUCUGUGGAGAAGAUGGGGGAGAAGGCCAUCAUCAAGUCAGUGUCAUUUCCUGCAGCUGUUGGACCUCUCUCUUCAGAAAUACAGGCCUUGUAUUUGGCUUAUCUGCAGAAUGGAGGCAGUGACCACAACAUCAUAAAUCAGAUGUAUGAGCUACAGAUGGAGACCACAGCAUUGGAGAAAGCUGGAGCAAGGCCUGAACAUAAAGGCAGAAAGAAGAAACAUAAAGAUAGCCCCAGCACCUAUCAGCGGGGUUUGGAUGCUGAACUACUGUCCAUUGAGUUGGAGAAUCAGCGUCUGGAGGAUGAAAUUUUCAGGCUGAAGAUCGUGAGAGACCGAAGAAUGGAGGAUGGAUCUUUGGACAAAGAGCUGGCUCAGCAGCAGCGGGUACAUAUGGCAGCAAUGGCUCAGCUGCAUACUGAGAUUGGCAGGAUGAGGUAUGACAUAGAGAGGAUGAAGCCAAGGCCACCCAGAAGGGGGUCACCACCCCUUUUGCCUCCUCCAGUGGCUCCACCCCUGCCACCUCCUCCCCCUCACCAUCUCCGUGGGCUUCCUGACACCAGGUUCCCAACUACCAACAUGGACCGUGUGGGAUCAUCUGGCACAUCUGUGAACCAGUACUUCCUGGAUCCCUCUGAUGUCCUGGGACCAGCUCCAUAUGAUCCAGCAUCUGGUUUUGUGAUAUUUUAUGAUUUCCUUUUGGGCCUGGAUCCCACAUUCUACCAAGUUCGCCUGGUUUCCGGCCUGUACCGUAAUGGACAAGAGCUGGGCAAACCCACCCCAUUGCCUAUAGUCUCCUCAGAUAUGGGCCAGUCCCCACAGUAUGUGAUGGAUGGGCAAAGGGGGAGCUGUGCCAUCUUAGCAGCCAGGCAGCCAGUCCCAAGAGUCCUCCCUUCAACUUCCAUCAGCCUGGUCACUGAGCUUCAAGCCUCUGGAGGCUUUGAUGCUUAUGGGCUGGAAAUCCAGAAUUUAGCCCCCAGGGGGUGGACCAAAAUUAACAUCUUUGACCAUUUGCAUCAAGUGAUGAGUGGGCGCUGGAAGAUUCCUGUUCGGGUGCUUCCUGUUAAGCCUGGCCUUACUCCAGAACAGUUAAACGGUGUACCCCAGGCCAGCAAAGCAGAACUUUAUUUGCGAUUGGUGAAUGCGAGAGAUGCUGACAUGCAGUCAAUGGCAGAGAUCCACCCUGGCAAUGCCCCCAUGUACAAAUAUGCUCCCACAGUAUCCAGUUGCACAGCACCCCCUGCAGACUUCCCUCCGGCCCAGCGCCCUUUCCACCCUGCCCCCAUCAGUCUAUCCUUUUCUGUUCCCCCUUACACUGGCUUUGUUGACCCUCCUCCUGUUCAAGAGCAGCCUCUCCAUCUAAUUAAUGAAAGGGGAGGUGAAAGAGCACUCCAGAGGCCUCAGCCUCAGCAGAACUCCAGGCAGCCAAAAGAAGGAAGAUUAUUGGGGUUCAUCCUUGAUAGAGUGAAAGAUGCCCCAAUGGGAGAUGGGGCCAUCCGACUGACAGGCUACCACCAAAAAACUGGCCAGGUGAUUGUCAGCAGGGAUUCUGGACUGAACUACUGCAGUGAUUCUGUCAGAUCCAACAUCAAACAUGGCUACUUUGUGUUUGGAGAGCAAGAGGUGACUUUCUGGGAUGUUGUGCCACAGCAGGACAUGAUUCUGGUUGCUCGCUUUUACCAUUGGCCCAGUGGGACUACUGCACUCAACCCCUGGGACAAAGGAUCCAAGCCUCAGCAUCAGCCACUACUACGGAGUGAGGAGUGGCUAGCUGCCUGGGCUGUGCUUGAACUGACCAAACUGCCCGAAUCCCAUAAAGUGAUGCUUACAGGUGCAACGAAGCAAGGGGAGCCUGGACUGCCUAUCUGGAACACAGGCACCCAUACCCUGACUUUGUACCAUGGCCCUGUGCCUCCUGUAGCAACCUUGGCAGCCAUGUCCACAGAACAAAAGCUCCAGGACUUCAAGAUGUAUGGUGAUGCCACCUUGAGGCUGCAAAUCUUUAGUACCCAGAAACCAGAGCUACCUUUUCCACCAGAGUCACCACUCCUACUUGAUCCUGCAGAGACCUGGCCCCACGAAGCUUUCAUCCAUCAUGUCAGGGAGACACCCCCUCUGGAGCCCUUCCAUUCUGGAGAUGGCUUUGACUUGUACAUUGAUGGAGCCCGCUUCUUACCUGAUGAUGUCACUGUUACCAAGGUUACGGCUCGCAUCUUCACCAGUGGAUUCCACCAAAUUGGGCCAGAUAUUUCCACAGGGAUUGACUUGAAUAGCAGCAUAUUUGACCCCUUUUACAACUACUCGAUUGAAAUCCGAGAGCUAGUAAUAACACCUUGUGCGACUCUCCUAUUGAAGGUUUAUUCCACUGAUCACUCCAGACUUAUCCUGAUUGGCUGGGCAGCUCUUAAUCUUUUUGUGGAAUCUGGUACACAUACAGUUCCGGAACCAGGAGCCAAGGGUAUCCAGGUCUCUCUGAAUGAUGGUGCUCACCAGCUCCGCAUUUUUCACAACAGCCCCUGCCUAGAUCAGCCCUUCUCUACCCGUAUUGUGACCUCAACAGGACGGUAUGUGCCCUGUGCAACCCUGCUGGUGAGGAUCUCCAAGGCUCCUGUAGAUUCCAGCCAUCAAACCUUGCAAAGAAACAUAGUCCCCCAGACAAACUGGGCCAAACUGGGCCUCUUCCAGCCCCGGCCUGACUAUUCUGAUGGAGUUUAUUACUCAGACUCAGCCAAACCCACUGCAGGAGAAAGUUGCUUCUACAAAGCCAUGGCAAACAGGUCUGUCAUUUCAGUUCGAGAAAUUGUUCACCGCCUUGCUGGACAUGACAACAGCCUAAGCACAGAUGAAGAGCUCUCUGCCUGGAUCCACCAGAAACUAAUCCAGGUCCCAGGAAGCAGCCCACAGCCUUUCAUCCUCACCUAUGUCUCCAAAUACAUCCCAGCCUAUGGUGUCAAGUUUGCAGUGGACAGAGCCAUGAACUUAUCCUGGGCUGGUUUGACAAUGGCCCAUUUCUGCUUCAACCCACCUGGGGCAUUUUACUUUGGGAAUCAGUGGCUGAAGUAUGACUACCCAAUCUUUGUUGAGGAGCUUGACAUAAACAGCUACCAGAAAUGGCCUGCAUGGCUUGAUGGCUUCAAGUCCUGUCCCCACAGGGUUUACCAUGAAUAUUCAACCGUGAUUAUCCACCUGUAUGAAAGUGUGGUGAAUCCAGCUCAAGGUCUUUGGGGUCAAAAUGAAGAUGUUCACACAGCACAGAGAAAGAUCAUGUUGAGGAAAGAACAGUUUCGUCACACUGUGGGAAGCGAGGCCUGGACUGCUCUCCAUGUAUUCUCCAGAGGUUACUGCAACACUGGCAUUUACCAACUGCCCUUAUACCAAGGGUCUCCCAGCCAGAUAAUCCUGGCUUCCUUAGCCCAAGGGAAAUGCAGCAGCAUUAUGAACAGCCUACUCCAUAAGAAAGUGAUCCUGUUGGUGCCAGGUGCAUCUGUAAUUGUUCGUAUAGCUGAUGGAAGAUGGGAUGAACUCAGAUAUACCAAACAGGACAUUGAUCAAUCCUACCUCCCAAAGAAAGUUCUAGGUCUGUACAGCAAGGAACCCUCUGGAGUCAAAAUUGCAGAAUGCAUGCCUCAGCAGACGCAGAAACAGACAAGGCUGUUUGCUUUGGAACAUAUUUAAAGGAGAGCUGCAAGGCAUUUCAGUCAUAUAUCAAAAGAACCAGCAAGAAACUACACUCACAUGCUUUACUGUGAGCACCUUGCAUCCUAGGUCAUCAAGAAUCCAGCUAUGUCCAACAGAUAUUGCAGUCUUGUUUCAAUGUGUGCCUAUGCUCUACCCCUUAAACAUUUGCUAGAAGCUACAAGUGCUUUUACUUCAUAGUUUAUUCUUCCCAUCUUCUUGCUUGCCUUAAAUCUCAGCCAUUAAUAUUGUUAGUAAUUGGAUAAAUACAACAUUGUUUCAGAGCCAUUUUUUGUCACAGUGUGUGCCCCCAUGCAACAUCUAGUUGCUGGAGCAGGGGUUUUUGAACAGCCUUUGAGCAAUUAGGCAACUGCAUAUUAAGGCAGAUGGGGGAGCUGUAUUCCAAUGUUCCUUUCACAGGUUUUAACAGGCUGUCCAAACCGGCCCUAGAAUCUUUCAAAAGCCCAAAAAGAAACCCCCAAUCUGCUCCUUGUAGUUUAACAAUUAUACACCUGGUCUACCAGACUUAUCUAGGCCACAACUGUCCCAUAAGUACUGCCUUAUGAAUUUUGCUGCCCUGGUGGCAAGCCUUGGAACAGCAUUUUUUUACUGGCACCAAGUCAACAGAACUGGAUACAAGGCUUGAUGAUGCAGGUUUAAGCAAUAAGGCACUGUUGAUGU